AUGGGCUCAAUCCAAGGCCAGCAUGGAGCUGAGACCUCAGUUCUGGCACCUUUGCCUAUCAACCCGGCCCUUUCAGCACCCUGGGACUUUCUUCGCCCUACGAAAAAGCUGCGUACUGGGGUACUAAAUACUGCGAAAAUCUUCCUGGAUUCCCUCGCUGGCUCGGUCUGCGAUUCACAAACUACUCGUCAGCGAAAUACUAGAAAACGAAAGCGGGCGGACGACGAGGCUUCCGUUUUGCGACUCAAACAAUUAUAUGUGGAUGGGUUUACGUCCGACCAAGUUUGGGAGCAAGCCCUACUUAUCUUCGAUUCCGCCGACCACGAAAUCCAGCGCGACUAUACCAUUUGGGCCAAUGACCGGCAGUCCAAUACUGAAUCAUUGUAUAGAGACGACGUUGACUCUGUUGAAGAUGGCUUCAGUGACGAGCUGGAGGAUGUUACGGAGGAUGGCAGCGACAAUGAUGAACAAAACGAGGAACAAGAUACUGGGGCUGAGAAUGUGUCGCAAAUUGACUUGGACGAGAGCGGUGUUGGAAUGCAUGGGUUGGAUGGUAGUUCAGUUGACGGUGGUGACAAUGACCGUGAUACAUAUGUCGAAGACCGCUUUGGGUUAAAUGAUGGGUUUUUCUCUAUUGACGACUUCAACAAACAAACCGAGCAAUUUGAGCGGCAGGAUGCAAGGGGUGAUGUGGACGACGAGAGCGAUGACGAUGAAAUCAACUGGCAUGCGGAUCCCCUCGGUGCAGGAGGUCUUGGUCUCUCUUCACAGAAGAAAGCCGACAAGGCUGAUGAUGACAGGAGCGAUAGCGAUGAGGAGGAGGAUGGGCCUACAUUCGACAACAUGGGAGCCGAGGAUGACUCUGAGAUGGACGAAGACGAUUCGCAUGCUGCGGCUCUGGGCGGCGCAGGUUUCUCUAAUACAAGUGAUAUCAUGUACGCCGACUUCUUCGCACCUCCGCCCCGCAAAGCACCGACCAAGAAGUCACGCCCCCUACCAAAAACACAGCCGCGCAUCACUGAUAACGAUAUCGAUCGCGCGAUGGCCGAUGUUCGCCGCGAUCUUUUCGACGAUGAGAUAUCAGCUGAGGAGAGUGGCGACGAGCCCAGUGAUAUUCAUACUCACAAAUCGACGCAUGAGAAGCAGCGCGCGCGCAUUGCUGACGAGAUUCGCCGUUUAGAAGCUGUCAAUGUGGCGAAGAAAGAGUGGAUGGUCUCUGGCGAAGCUAGAGCAGUAGAGAGACCCAUCAACUCGCUUAUCGAAGAGGACUUGGAUUUCGAGAGGAUUGGAAAGCCCGUACCUGUGGUAACCACGGAACUGUCCGAGAGCAUCGAGGAAUUAAUCAAGCGGCGAAUCAUUGCCAAGGAAUUUGAUGAGGUUAUACGUCGCCGGCCUGGGUUGUCAGAUCAACAAAAUACUCAAAAGAGCCGAAUCGAACUCGAAGACAGUAAAUCACAGCAGGGUCUUGCGGAAAUCUACGAAUCGGAUCAUAUCCGAGCAACAGACUCGAAUUACGCUGACCCGAAGAACCAAAAGCUUCUGAAGGAACAUACCGAAGUCGCCAAUCUGUGGAAAGAGAUAAGUUCUCAAUUGGACACCCUUUCCAACUGGCACUACAAACCAAAAGCGCCGCAGGCAAGCAUCAAUGUGGUCACGGACGUGGCUACAAUUACAAUGGAGGAUGCUCAGCCCACUGCCGGUGGUGCCGUACGCACAUCUGCGUCACUCGCCCCUCAGGAGAUAUACGCGCCAGGAGAGACCGCGAGGGCUCCCGGUGAGGUCGUGAUGAGGAACGGAGUGCCCUUCACGAAGGAGGAAAUGACUCGGGAAGAAAAGGCGAAGCUGCGACGGCGGCAAAAGAAGCUAGGCCACGUAUCUGGUGAUGCUUCAACACAACGUUCUGGAAAGGCAGUUGAAAAGCAGCAAAUCAUAUCUAAUCUGAAGAAGGCGGGGGUCAAGUUGAUUGGCAAGGAGGGUGACGUGACGGAUAUUACUGGGGGUAGAGUCGCUGGCAUGAGUGAUAGGACUGGCGCCCAUGCAGUGAAGUUAUAG
Molecule: messenger RNA, 2052 nt
Organism: Aspergillus mulundensis
Lineage: Eukaryota; Fungi; Ascomycota; Eurotiomycetes; Eurotiales; Aspergillaceae
Product: rRNA-processing protein MPP10
Exons: 1
Coding region: 1-2052 (683 amino acids)
Biological process (GO): rRNA processing
Cellular component (GO): Mpp10 complex; small-subunit processome; nucleus
Source: RefSeq, a predicted model, not a curated record